Molecule: messenger RNA, 2822 nt
Organism: Dicentrarchus labrax (European seabass)
Lineage: Eukaryota; Metazoa; Chordata; Actinopteri; Moronidae
Product: acetylcholinesterase
Exons: 10
Coding region: 115-1890 (591 amino acids)
Biological process (GO): choline metabolic process; acetylcholine catabolic process
Cellular component (GO): plasma membrane
Molecular function (GO): acetylcholinesterase activity
Source: RefSeq, a predicted model, not a curated record
AGCCCAGCAGACGCUGAACAGAGGAAUCCUGUCCACGCCUUCUUCACCCCAUCAGUGCUCUGUCCACGUUCACUCCAGCCAGACACACAAACUGCCAACUGACAAGGAUUUUCUAUGGCGACACUUUCUCAAUGUACACAUUUCGCCUUUCUUCUUCUGUUGCCUCACUUCCUGAGUGCAUCACCUGCCACCCAAGAUGACCUUGUAAUAAAUACUAAGCAAGGGAAAGUUCAAGGGAAGUUGCUUUCAGUGUUGGGUGGUGAUGUUACAGCAUUUCUUGGAAUUCCUUACGGAAAACCACCCCUGGGUAAACUGAGAUUCAGAGCUCCAGAGCCAGCAGAGGGAUGGGAAGGGAUAAGGUAUGCCACCCAAUUCCCAAAUUCCUGCUACCAGAUUCCGGAUACAGCCUUUCCAGGGUUCAAAGGUGCAGAGAUGUGGAACCCAAACACUCCUCUGAGUGAGGACUGUCUGUACCUAAACGUCUGGUCCCCCCGUUUCAACAAAACACAGAAAGCACUGGCUCCUGUCCUUGUCUGGAUUUAUGGUGGCGGGUUCACUGUAGGAACAUCCUCUCUGGACAUUUAUGAUGGUCGUUUCCUGAGUAAAUCUGAAGGUGUUGUUGUGGUAUCAAUGAAUUACAGAGUCGGACCUUUGGGUUUCCUGUCUCUUCCUGACAACAAGAACAUUCGGGGCAAUGCGGGUCUGCUGGACCAGCGCUUGGCCCUCCAAUGGGUAGCCAAUAAUAUUGCUGAUUUUGGAGGUGAUUCUUCAAAGGUGACUCUGUUUGGGGAGAGUGCUGGAUCAGCAUCUGUGGGCUUCCACUUGCUCUCACCAGGCAGCCAUGGUCUUUUUCAAAGGGCUGUAAUGCAGAGUGGCUCUCCUAAUUCACCCUGGGCCACAACCCACCAGACUGAGGCCUGGUACAGGUCCUCAAAGCUGGCGACGUUACUGGGGUGUCCCACGUCUAAUGCAGCUCAUCUGGAAGCGUGUCUGCAGCAGGCUGAUCCUGGGAAAAUCACAGCGAAGCAAAAUGAUGUUCUUUCGCACCCUACAAUCUUAGCCUUAGCUUUUGGCCCUGUUGUUGACAGAGACUUCCUACCAGAUAAUGUUGAAGUGUUGCUGAGUACCAGUAAGCUCCCAAAGAAAGAGGUGCUGUUAGGCCUAAACACUGAUGAAGGGACCUACUUCCUUUUGUAUGGAGUACCUGGAUUUACCAUCGACGGUCAGAGUCUCAUCUCCAGGAAUGAGUUUCUGAAUGGAGUGAACCUUACAAUGACAAAUGCGGGUGAUGUCUCCAGAGAAGCGGUCAUUUUCCAGUACACUGAUUGGACAGAUGAGAACAACCGGAUGAAAAAUCGUGACUCACUGGGUUACCUGGUCGGAGACGGACUGUUCGUUUGUCCAUUGCUAGAGUUCACUCACAGGUACUCGCAACAUGGUGGUAAGACUUUCCUAUAUUUGUUCGACCACCGGUCAUCCAUCAAUCCUUGGCCAGCAUGGAUGGGUGUCAUGCACGGUUAUGAGAUAGAAUUUGUCUUCGGAAAGCCUCUGGAUGCAUCCCUGGGAUACAUGAAGAAUGAAGUAAACAUGACCAAGAGGAUCAUGAAACACUGGGCCAACUUUGCCCGGACAGGGAAUCCAAGCAUUGACGGAGCUAACUGGCCCGAAUUCACCCCUGAACUGCAGGAGUAUGUCACUUUGAACUCCAACCAUCCCGAACAAAAGAGGAUGAUGAAAGCUAAAGAGUGUCACCUCUGGAGCAAACUAAUGCCCAAAAUAGACAAAGUCUCAGAUGAUCUGCUGUCCUGUGUUAAGGCAAAUGCGAUUAUACUCUGUUGUAAUUACAAGUUUCUCCUCAUUUUAUUGGCUAUAACUUUGAACUAUUGCUAGAGAGAAGAGAGGUCCUGCCUGGGCAGCACUAUUUCAUACAAACUGUUUUCAACAGUUUACAGUAAAAUAUUGGACAGAAAGAAUUAACAAAAAUUGGUCUCUACUAUUAUGUGAACUAUUUUAUGUUAUUACUAGGGGUCCAGCGGAUCACAGAAAUCAUGGUUCAGAUUGUAUCAGUCAAAAAAAAUAAAAAAGUUUGUGUGUGUGUGUGUGUGUUUGUGUAUUUAUGUACACUGUAUUAUAAUUAACUGUAAUAUAACUGAUUAUUAUACACUGUACAGUAUAAUAUUACAACAUAAUGUCCCGCCCACAACAAUAUCUGAUUGGUUACACAUCAUGAGUAAUACUAUCAACACUGAAAGCUGCUGUGUCACAGACAGCUGAGACUUGAGCUGCUCUGGUGAGUGGAGUGGAGAGUUUGUUUUCUUUUUGUAUCCUUUUGCAGAGAAAGGUUUUUUUUUUUUUUUUUUGCCUUAUGAACCUUACAAAAAAAUAAAUAAUUGCAGUUGCUCACAUAUAAUGGUAGCUAUACCUGCUGCAAGAAUACAGAGCUGGGGAGCAUUAUGACAUAGCCAUUUUAUUUCUGAUCACUAGUUAAUAUUCAGCUACCAUUUUUUCAUUUGCUUAUGUCUUUCUUUUAAAGGUGUCCAGUGUAUAAAUGGUGCUUACAGUUAGUUUAGACUGAUUUAAAUGUGAGUGCACUCAUAUUGGUAAAUCUGAGAUUAGUUCAUUAAUAUAAUCCAGUUGACUUCAUAUGCAUGAUUUCCUUGCUGACAAGUAAAGUUGAGGGAAUCAUUAUUUUUCCAUGCUACAUCAUCAUCAUCAUCACAAAAACAAUCAGGGAUUCUAUGGAUUUGUAUUGAUGUAUUUUCUCUUGUACUGAUCAGUAAAGACCAUGUAAUGAUCAUUAAAUAUGAGUUUUUCUUAAAAUC